Molecule: messenger RNA, 780 nt
Organism: Talaromyces rugulosus
Lineage: Eukaryota; Fungi; Ascomycota; Eurotiomycetes; Eurotiales; Trichocomaceae
Exons: 8
Biological process (GO): positive regulation of cytoplasmic translation
Cellular component (GO): cytoplasm
Molecular function (GO): single-stranded RNA binding; mRNA binding; zinc ion binding
Source: RefSeq, a predicted model, not a curated record
CACGACAAUGGACAACAACAACAACAACAACAACAACAGCAAAUCCAAGCCACAAGAUACCAGAUCAAAACAAGACAAACAAGACAUCGACACAGACCGCAUGAGCGCAAGACGAGCCGUGGUCGAGAACUGCCGCAGCAGCGACAGACAACUUCUACUCUUUCUCCAACCAAGAAUCCUCUCAGAUCGCUAAAAAUGGAUUUCCAAUCUGGAAGUCGUGGCUGCUUCAACUGUGGCGAUGCCUCUCACCAGGCUCGUGACUGCCCUAAGAAAGGAGUCCCUACUUGCUACAAUUGCAACGGUCAAGGACACGUCAGCCGCGAAUGCCCUGCCCCUCCCAAGGAGAAAUCCUGCUACCGAUGCGGCCAGACUGGUCACCUUUCUCGCGAAUGCCCUCAAUCCGCCGGUGGUAACAACAGCAGCUUCGGCGGCAGCGGCGCCCCUGGCGGCGGAUUCUCUCGCGGCCCCGGCGGUGGUGGCCAGGAAUGCUACAAGUGCGGCCAGGUCGGUCACAUUGCGCGCAACUGCUCGCAGGGCGGCGGUGCCCCCUAUGGCGGCGGUGCUGGUGGUGCUGGUGGUGGCUUCGGUGGACGCCAGCAGACCUGCUACUCGUGCGGUGGAUACGGACACAUGGCGCGCGACUGCACGCAAGGCCAAAAGUGCUACAACUGCGGCGAAGUCGGUCACGUCUCGCGCGACUGCACCACUGAAGCCAACGGCGAGCGCGUUUGCUACAAGUGCAAGCAACCUGGCCACGUCCAGUCUGCCUGCCCCAACUAA